Messenger RNA from Lucilia sericata (common green bottle fly), 1786 nucleotides. Its product is annotated as transcription factor grauzone-like. Lineage: Eukaryota; Metazoa; Arthropoda; Insecta; Diptera; Calliphoridae. The transcript has 5 exons. Gene Ontology annotation, molecular function: zinc ion binding; DNA-binding transcription factor activity. The record is from RefSeq and is a predicted model, not a curated record. Gene Ontology annotation, cellular component: nucleus. The coding region runs from base 136 to 1740 and encodes 534 amino acids.
CGUGAACACACCUAAUACAAGUAUUGGGGAAAAUUAUAUCAGUCAGAAAACAACAAAAAUAUUUGUUUACAAACAAUUAAAACGUUUGUUAACAAAUAAAUGUUAAUAAAUUUUAUUUAAUUAAACACUAACGACAUGUUAUGUUGUGUUUGUUUGUUGGAACAAUCAAAAACGUUGGCUGUUUUUGAUGUAACAGAUGAAAGUCUUAAUAUUGCUGAAAUUGUACAUCAGCAUCUUUGGUUCAAGCCUACUCCAAACCAUGAUAAUCCCACACAAAUCUGUAUCCAUUGUUGGGAUAAAAUCAAAGAUUUUCACGACUUUUAUCAAACAGUAGAAAAAUCCCAUAAACUAUUUGAAAAUCAGACCAAUGAUAUUAAGGAGGAAAAACCAAAUGUUAUUAAACAGGAGCAGGAUGUAUUUGAAGAGAAUUUAAUGCAAGUGGAGGUGGAAAUUGAUGUAAAUGCUAGCGGUGAACAUGGUAGGGGUGAAGUAAUCAAAGAGAAUCCCCUAGAAGCUGAACGUAUUGAUGAAGACAUUGCGUUGGAACAGGAGUCGGAAGAUGAUAGUGAAAGUUCUUUUAAUUAUGGCGAAAACUCCGAAAUAAGUGAAGGUGAUGAAAGUUCUGCUGAAGAAGAUAAGACAAAGGAUGUAAAAAGCAAGAAAGGAAAUCUUGAAAAGGAUAAUAACAUAGAAAAAGUGGCUAAAAGAAAAAAGUUUAAUAAAACGGAAAAGAAAACUGGGAACUCUUCAAGUAAAAAGAAAUGGACAGAUAAAUUUCUAGAUCCCAUACUAACGGAACAAAUGAUUAAAAAACAUAUUAAUAUGAUUUGUGAUUUAUGUGUGUUUGUGGGGGCAUCAUUUCCCGACAUGGUGAGUCAUUUUAAGAAAUACCAUCCCAAAGUAAGGCCCUAUAUUAUGUGCUGCGAUCGUAAAUUUACUAAGCGUUAUUAUGUAGCACAACAUGCUCUCAAACAUGAAGAUCCAAAUUAUUUCCGAUGUGAACAGUGCAAUAAGUCCUUUACAACCACUUGUAGUCUUAGAACACAUAAUUUAUCUUAUCAUGCACCCGAAGAAGAACUUUUACAUUCUUGCGAAUCAUGUCCAAGGAAAUUUGCUCGACGUAAUUUAUUGGAACUACAUAGACCUGUACAUAUACCCAAAGAGGAUUGGAACUUCUUUUGCACUAAAUGUCCAACACAAAAGGCAUUUGCUACGGCCUAUUUGUUAAAUAUCCAUAAUGGCAUGAAUCACAAGAAAGCAGCCAACAUUUGCCAUGUCUGCGCCAAAGAAAUAAAAGAUAAACAUGCUUUUGAAAAACAUGUACGGCUACACUUUGAAGACAGCGGUCCUCGGGUUAAAUGUCCCUAUCCCGACUGUGAUAGUUGGCUAAAAGAUGAGGAUAACUUAAAGUCACAUUUGCAAAGACAUAAUCCCGAAGGUAAAAUCUAUAAAUGUCCAGAUUGCGGUAAGCUAUGUAAAAAUCGUGGAGCUCUUACAAAUCAUAAGCGCUACAGUCACUCCAAUGAAAGAUUCCAGUGUGAACAAUGUAAGAAAACAUUUAAGAAAGCAAUAUCAUUAAGAGAGCAUAUGACCCAACAUACUGGUGAAACAUUAUACAGUUGCCCCUUCUGUACAAGAACAUUUAAUUCAAAUGCCAAUAUGCACGCUCAUAAAAAGAAACAACAUCCCAAUGAAUGGAAAGAAUUAAGAAGAAAAAAUAUUGGUCCUUUACCAAAUUAAUGAAAAAUUUGUAUUUUUCUUUUAAUAUUAAAUUAUUUUUUUUUUA